GCCUUCCGCCCGCGACAGCCGGCGAGAGCCACGAACCGGACAAAAACAACCAGAGGCAAUCUCCAUGGCAGCCGAGGCGCCCGUGCGAGCCCCCGCCGCGGCCCGGUCCGCGCGCCGGCCGGCCGCCGCCGCCGUCGUCUCCGCCUCGUCCGCCUCGCGCCCCGUCCUCGGCCACCGCCCCUUCCUCGCGCAGCGCUUCGCCGCCGGGCGCGCAGCGGUGGCCGGCCCCGCGGCCGGGCUCCGCCCGCGCCCGCGGAGGCCGCGGCUCUCGGUCGUCGCCAUGGCUGCCAGUGAUCGCCAGGUGCCUUUGCAGGAUUAUCGCAAUAUCGGUAUUAUGGCCCAUAUAGAUGCAGGAAAGACGACAACUACAGAACGCAUUCUGUAUUACACUGGAAGAAACUACAAGAUUGGUGAGGUUCAUGAGGGAACGGCUACGAUGGACUGGAUGGAACAAGAACAGGAGAGAGGAAUAACCAUUACAUCUGCAGCAACCACUGCCUUCUGGAACAAACACAGGAUCAACAUUAUUGAUACUCCUGGGCAUGUCGACUUCACUCUUGAGGUUGAGCGUGCUCUCAGGGUGUUGGAUGGUGCUAUUUGUCUCUUUGACAGUGUUGCCGGGGUAGAACCACAAUCCGAGACCGUGUGGCGUCAAGCAGAUAAAUAUGGGGUUCCAAGAAUAUGUUUUGUGAACAAAAUGGAUCGCCUUGGAGCUAACUUCUUUAGAACUAGAGACAUGAUAGUUGCAAAUUUGGGUGCCAAGCCUCUGGUGAUUCAGUUGCCUAUUGGUUCAGAGGACAAUUUCCAAGGAGUUGUUGAUCUAGUCAGGAUGAAAGCUAUUGUAUGGACAGGGGAGGAGCUGGGUGCGAAAUUUGAAUAUCAAGACAUACCUGCUGAUCUCCAAGAGAUGGCUCAAGACUAUCGUGUCCAGAUGCUGGAAACUAUUAUUGAAUUGGAUGAUGAUGUGAUGGAGAAAUAUCUUGAAGGAACUGAACCAGAUGAGGAAACUGUUAAGAAAUUAAUCAGAAAGGGAACAAUUUCUGCCAGCUUUGUCCCAGUUUUAUGUGGUUCAGCCUUCAAAAACAAGGGUGUCCAACCAUUGCUUGAUGCUGUUGUCGACUACUUGCCAUCUCCACUUGAUCUACCUGCAAUGAAGGGUACUGACCCAGAAGAUCCUGAAGUGAUCCUUGAAAGGCACCCAAGUGAUGAUGAACCAUUUUCUGGGUUAGCCUUCAAGAUCAUGACUGAUCCAUUUGUGGGGUCACUAACAUUUGUUCGCAUAUACUCUGGGAAGCUGGUAGCUGGUUCAUAUGUCCUCAAUGCGAAUAAAGAUAAAAAGGAAAGAAUCGGAAGGCUUCUAGAGAUGCAUGCAAACAGUAAGGAAGAUAUAACAGUUGCUGUGACUGGUGACAUAGUAGCGCUUGCUGGCCUGAAAGACACAAUUACCGGUGAAACACUAUGUGAGGAAGGCAAGCCUGUAGUGCUUGAACGUAUGGAAUUUCCUGAUCCUGUCAUUAAGGUUGCUAUUGAACCCAAGACCAAAGCUGAUGCUGACAAAAUGGCUACUGGAUUAAUCAAGCUUGCUCAAGAAGACCCCUCAUUCCACUUCUCUAGAGAUGAGGAAACCAACCAGACUGUUAUUGAAGGAAUGGGAGAAUUACAUCUUGAUAUAAUUGUAGACAGACUAAAGAGAGAGUUCAAGGUUGAAGCAAACGUUGGAGCUCCACAAGUCAACUACCGUGAAAGUAUUUCCAAAGUCGCAGAGGUGCAAUACGUCCACAAAAAGCAAUCUGGUGGAUCUGGGCAGUUUGCAGACAUUAUUGUGCGCUUUGAGCCUUUGGAAGCUGGAAGUGGAUAUGAAUUCAAGAGUGAAAUCAAGGGAGGGUCAGUGCCCAAAGAAUAUGUACCAGGAGUUAUGAAGGGAUUGGAAGAAAGCUUACCCAAUGGUGUCCUUGCUGGUUACCCAGUUGUGGACUUCCGAGCAGUGCUGGUUGAUGGCUCAUACCAUGAUGUUGAUUCAAGUGUCUUAGCAUUCCAAAUUGCAGCCAGAGGCGCCUUCCGUGAAGGAAUGAGGAAAGCUGGUCCAAGACUUCUGGAGCCAAUAAUGAGAGUUGAAGUGGUAACUCCUGAAGAUCAUCUGGGUGAUGUUAUUGGUGACUUGAACUCUAGAAGAGGUCAAGUUAACAGCUUUGGGGAUAAGCCUGGUGGACUCAAGGUGGUUGAUGCGUUCGUGCCACUUGCCGAGAUGUUCCAGUACGUCAGCACCCUCCGGGGGAUGACCAAGGGGCGCGCGUCCUACACGAUGCAGCUCGCCAAGUUCGACGUCGUCCCGCAGCACAUCCAGAACCAGCUCUCUGCGGCGAAAACAGAGGAAGCUGCUGCUUAAUUUUCAUUCUCCCCGUAGAUAUUACACAUACGGCCACGGCAGAGCAGGUUGAUAGGAAGGACAUCAAGGUGUAUGUAGCGUCGUAGCGUGUCCAACCCCGCGAGGGGACAUUAUUUGCCAUUGAUUUUGGACCUGGUAAUGGCCUUUGUCGAGUUUUCUCGAUGAGAAAAACAGUAAUUGUAAGUUUUUGGUUCCUUGCUCCUUUUGAGAACUCUUGAAUCAAUUCUCCCAUCUUGUUCGGUUC
Messenger RNA from Panicum hallii, 2630 nucleotides. RefSeq names its product elongation factor G-2, chloroplastic. The record is from RefSeq and is a predicted model, not a curated record. Lineage: Eukaryota; Viridiplantae; Streptophyta; Magnoliopsida; Poales; Poaceae. Gene Ontology annotation, molecular function: GTPase activity; GTP binding; translation elongation factor activity. Gene Ontology annotation, cellular component: chloroplast; mitochondrion. The transcript is spliced from 4 exons. Gene Ontology annotation, biological process: ribosome disassembly; mitochondrial translation; translational elongation. Bases 65 to 2386 code for a protein of 773 amino acids.